Messenger RNA from Megalobrama amblycephala (Wuchang bream), 6210 nucleotides. RefSeq names its product potassium inwardly rectifying channel subfamily J member 12b (gene kcnj12b). The record is from RefSeq and is a predicted model, not a curated record. Gene Ontology annotation, molecular function: inward rectifier potassium channel activity. NCBI's taxonomy places the organism in Eukaryota, Metazoa, Chordata, Actinopteri, Cypriniformes, Xenocyprididae. Gene Ontology annotation, biological process: potassium ion import across plasma membrane; regulation of monoatomic ion transmembrane transport. The transcript has 2 exons. The coding region runs from base 859 to 2127 and encodes 422 amino acids. Gene Ontology annotation, cellular component: plasma membrane.
UAUGAAAAACAGUGUGCACAAACCCCAGUUCCCACCUAAGAGAAAACAACACAAAAACAUUCAAACAAAAAGAUCUUCAGGAAUUGCUUGGCUCACAGACUCACGAGAACACAUUUAUCAGUCUGUAAUCUAUUCAGCCAACGUAGAGGGCAGUAAAAUGUACUUAUUUUGGUUUUGUGCAUGAACACCAGGCUGCUUUUCAAGAGCUCUGCGAUUGAGGUAUAGCAUCAGUGAGACCGUGGUCCCUGCAAAUGCCAACUUCAGAGAGAGAGAGCGAGCAAACGAGAGAGAGAGAGGGUGUGAAAAACUGCAGCAAAGAUCAGAUAGCAGACAAGGGUGAGAGAGAAAGAAAAAAGGAGAGAGAAAGAGAGAGCAGUGUUUUAAACGCUAAAAGACAGAAUCACUGAUGAGGUGUCGCACCGGAACAUUAAGGAAUCUCUGUGCACGCGAGACCCUCGAGGAUGACCACGGCAGUGCUGAGAUUACUGAAACGUCAGAACAACUCUAGGGAACGUUGAUGGAACAUUCUGAGGUUGUUAGCAUAUAAUCUGCAGGCUUUAGAUAAGAACCUCCUUCGAAUACAUGCGUACAUGUGUGCGAGUUUCCUUCUGUGUAUGUGACGCUAAAGAUGAGGACCUCGUUGGACAGUCAAGAUCCCUUUUUUUUCUUUGAAAGGGUGUUUUUUCCUGUAGGGGAACUGUGAGAAAUUCAAUGGAAUCAUGCUUUAGCUCAACUUCAGAUCUCUCUUUUACAUAUUUCCAUGCACACAAAGGGAAGAAAAAAGGCAACACAAACUGAUCCAGAGCUGCUUUGGUACUCUCUCCCACUUACGGAUUGGUUCUGGCCAGGCAGAGUGGCAUGAGUGUGGGCAAGCCCCACCGCUACAACAUUGUGUCAUCGUCGGAGGAGGACGUGUACCGCCACGGCAACAUGCCCGCCCUCGGCAAUGGCUUUGGUAACGGCAAGAUUCAGACGCGCCGGAAGGUGCGGAGCCGCUUUGUAAACAAGACAGGCCAAUGCAACGUCAGUUUCUCUCAUAUGGACGAGCAAUCCCAGCGCUACCUCGCCGAUAUCUUUACCACCUGUGUGGACAUUCGCUGGCGCUGGAUGUUCGUCCUUUUCUCCCUUGCAUUUGUCCUGUCCUGGCUCGCAUUUGGGUUCGCCUUCUGGCUUAUAGCUCUUGUCCAUGGUGACUUAGACCGGCCCUCUCAAGACGGCUUCACACCAUGCGUCAUGCAGGUCAACAGCUUUGUCGCAGCAUUCUUGUUCUCGGUCGAGACACAAACGACGAUUGGCUACGGAUUCCGCUGCGUGACUGAGGAGUGUCCUUUAGCGGUGUUCAUGGUUGUCUUCCAGUCCAUUGUGGGGUGCAUCAUUGACUCUUUCAUGAUCGGUGCCAUCAUGGCCAAAAUGGCACGUCCCAAGAAACGGGCAGAAACGAUACUGUUCUCGCAAAAUGCUGUCAUCGCUAUGCGUGACGGGAAGCUGUGCCUCAUGUGGCGGGUUGGGAACUUGAGGAAAAGUCACAUUGUAGAGGCUCACGUACGGGCGCAGCUAAUCAAGCCCCGAAUCACAGAAGAGGGGGAGUACAUACCUCUCGAUCAGAUCGACAUCAAUGUGGGAUACGACCAAGGUCUCGACCGCAUUUUCCUGGUUGCUCCCCUCACCAUCCUACAUGAGAUAAACGAGGAGAGUCCGUUGUUUGGAAUCAGCAAGCAGGACCUGGAAACGUCCGAUUUUGAGAUAGUGGUCAUUCUGGAAGGGAUGGUCGAGGCGACUGCGAUGACGGCUCAGGUGCGCAGCUCAUACCUGGCCAGCGAGAUCUUGUGGGGCCAUCGCUUUGAGCCUGUGGUGUUUGAGGAACGCAACCAGUAUAAGGUGGACUACUCGCACUUUCAUAAGACCUACGAGGUUCCCUCAACGCCACGUUGCAGCGCCAAAGAUAUGGAGGAGAACAAAUCCUUGGAAUCUGGCGCCAACUUCUGCUAUGAGAAUGAGUUAGCCUUCAUUAGUAGGGAUGAAGAGGAGCAGGAAGAGGACAGGGCUGAGAGGGGGACUGAGCUAGAGACCCUUUCAGCCAAUCUGAACUUCGAUCAGAGGUCGUAUCACAAAGAAUCUGAAAUAUGACCUCUGAUUGUCACCUUCGAAAACUUUGCUUUAUCGUAGACUCAGCCUAUUCUUUUAGUGUCGGUUGUAACGAAUAGAUACAGAGAAAUGCAAGUGCCAUAUGAAACCUUGACCCACUGUCCUAGUGCCAUGCUUUAGUCGAGGGCAGGUCAGGAAAAGAAAGUGCUUUUUGUAGUUGUCAGAAAUGUGAGGCCUUCCUGUAGGAAAACUUGAAAUCUGAUUAUCUGUUUCAUACUGUAGUUUGAAGUGAUAGCUUUAAGUAGUAUCAUUAUGCAAUACUAAGCUAGCCUGGGUGCCAUAUUGACUAAAUUUUUGUCUUGUAUACAAAAUUUGCACAAAAUAGGUUGUUAACCACUACUAGCGUUUUUGCUUGGAUAUUGAGUAGAACAUGAUACACUCUUGUUUAGUGUUAUUUACAGCAAUAAAGUAACUUGAAGACUUUAUCCAUGCUCUCCAUAUUCUACUGAUUUUUUUCCACUACGUCAGAGCAAAGACUGCAAUGUCUGAUAGUUUUAUUUUUACCAUGUAAUGAGGUACUACUAUAGAGGUGUGUGGAAGAUAAUUAACACCUAAACAGACACUGCCAACUGACAAUGAGCACAAUGGCUCCCAGGCUAGCAAAUAGCAAAGACACAAAACUAUUUAUUCAGCAUUAGAAAGUGAGUAGAUAAAUAUAUGAGUAUGUGAGCAGACGAGUGAAAGAUAAGACAUGAUGGGAUACAGUUAAACUAUUUUUUUUUCCACAACAUACCACCAUUCACAUUCAUGCUCAGGACAAAAACCCUUGUGAUGAACAUGUUUCAUGUUGCUUUAGUGAUAUAUUAAACCCACAAGUCCUGGUUUUCUAUGUGUGGUAGCCUUUCACAAAUUUUGAAGCUCUAAAACAAGAUAUUUACAACGUUACAUGCUUUGCUAUAGCAAUGGCUACAUUGUGCUAGUGUGUGUUUUAGGUAUGACUUUCAAUAUGACCUUUCUUUAUUGAGUUUUUGUCCUCAGUAUCAAAACAGCUGCCCACUUGCGAAUGUGAAAGGAAAUGAUCAAUACUAAAAGCUACUUCUAUAGUAGAUGCUAAAGAAUAAAAAAUCAGUAUCGGCUUUAAAAAAAAUAAAUAAAAAAUUUCUUUAUCAGUAUUUCCAGAAAAAAUACUAAAUUAUCCUUUUAAAAAGUAUUUAAAAAAGUUUAUUUUGCUUACCCAGUUGGUGAAUUGUUUUUCAUUGUUUUAAGCAUAAAUUUGAUGAGAUAAAUCCUUUUUUUAAAAGACCUUUUAUCUUAUACAAUUUUGCUUCUACAUUUACUGUUAAUAAAAAACUAAAAUAAUCAAAAACCAAAAAUAUUGAUUUAUAAAAAGAUUUUUUGCAGUGCAAUUUAAGUUGCAACGCCAUGCAAUAUUUCACAGGGUGAAACUAAAUUGUCAACAUUCAGCAUAAUAUGACAAGCCCAUUUAAUUACACAAGUAGAUUUCCACUCACAAACCACUCUAAGAGCUUGAAAUGUAUUUCAUCAAGCAACUAACAACAGACCAACACUAACCACCAACCUCGGGUAUCUUACAUGAUAAUUAGAGAUCGCGACAAUCUCCCUCCUUUUAAAAAAAUCAGAGCAAAGAGAAUGGGAGAGAAUGGGAGAGGUGAGAACGAGAGCCGGAGACAAAAGAGAGAGCGUUCACCCACUCACCUCAUCCAUCACUUUGCUCUGUGGGGGCAAAUAAGAGUGCCUGAUUAAAUAAAGAAGGCAUAAUAUAAGAUGAUUUAAAUAAAUUAAACAUUUCAUGAAGGUAGAUUAUAGCCAAAGUCUUCCACUAUCACAGAGAAAAAGAGAUGAUCCCCUCAACAUCAUCCACUGUCCAAAAAUACAGUACUACGCUUCCAUGCCACGUCAUGAAACCAUCAUAAAACCCACAGCCACACAGCUGAUUGUUUUUAAAUUGCUGUCUGGUCAUGAAAGGAAAAUGGAGUCAUUAUUCACAUUAUUUUAUGCAGCAGCAUGGCUGGUUCCAGGUCAUGUCCUCAUAACCUCUUCAGUUGGGUUUCUGAGGGUGAAAGUGAGUCAUGACAGCUCAUGCUGAUUUCAGCUCUUCAGAAAUGAAGGCAACACAGAUAUAAAAUAAUGAGGUACUUUAUUGCAAAUAAGCUUAGCCUUGCAGGAAAAACCAGGUCAUACCAGUUUAAGGUGCUCAAGCUGAUUUUUUAAAAAUUAUGCUAGCUGUUUUUUGCUGGUCCAAAGAGGUGUACCAGCUCUAACCUGCUUGAUCAAUUUGGUCUACAGGUCAAAACCAAUACAAGCAGGUUUUCCUGCUGAUCAAACAACCAGCUUGGGUGAGAUAAAGACCAUCAAUGAUCACCUAUAAAACCAUCUCUGACCAGAUCUAGAUUUUAAAUAAGCAUGGGAUACAACUAAAGACAACAUAGAAAUACAAAACCAUUCUUCUGAAACGCAAUAAAUAAAUGUCUUCUCAGCAAUAGGAUCCAGAAGUGUACCUCAAUGAAUCAGAGCUACCUGUUAUAAAGUAAUAAACCUGAGUGAUGAUGAAUAACUUUGUGCAGCUGUGGAUGUGAGAGAGUGAAAGAAAGCUGAAGAUAUUUACAUCACGAUGAGUUCCAGGUAAACAGGUGCAUUUUAUAACCAUCUGUAUCAAAUGUCACCUUAAGCUGCAUAAAGUUACAUCAUUCAAACAGGGAGAGGGAGAAUCAGGGAAACGAUUCAACACUGGCAUGACACGAGGAUAUAACUAAGAAAACUGAUUAAUAUAUAGAGGUGAAUCUUUUUUUCUGUCAGAAGCUGUGUAAUCUACUGUAGCAUGAAACAAAUGUCAUUGCAAUGCGAGGGAGUGAAGUGUGAGUUCACUGAUUAAUAUCUACUAUCCACACUCUGCGCUCUAAUGGUCAACUGUAUUUAAGCACAAAAUAAAGUAAGAAAAAAGAAAGAAACUUAAUUUGAAUAAUAGGGUUGGUGAAGUUACUUUAUUCCUAUUGUAAAUUAUUCAAAUGCUGUUAUAUAACAAAACUUGCUAGAGCUUUAAGGGUAUCCCGCUGUCCGUCAUCGGAAGAGAAUCAUAACACACAUAACCAUGGUGACAAAUGUAACCACGGUAACAGUCUAUCUAUAAUUAUUGGACGCAUAGGCCUAUCUAUAGAUUUGUUCGACUGUUGCAAAUCCACCAUUGUUUAUUUACCAGCAUUUCUUUAAUUUACCAUAAAUUCAAGCCAUCAAAGUUUUUCAGAUCUGUAAUUUUUCUAAUUCUAAGCAAUUAUGGAUUGUAACUUUAAAAACUAAGAAUUAAUUAAGCAAACACAUAGGCUACAAACUCUGUUCCUAUAUGGCCAUUGAGAAGGAGAGUAAGUCCACAUGCCCCAGUUUCACUAGUCAACUUCUGUGCUUUGUGUUUCACUCCAGGGAAUGUCUCUAAUUGCCAUCUCUCUUUUAGUACAUUAUAACUAUGGGAACAAGAAGCAUGUGUGCCCUAUAGGUUCAAGCCUAAAAGCUUUGAGAAUACUUGUCACAUACAAAGGUCAAAGAGAUCAUGUACAUUUGCCUUCUGAGAAGGCUGGUAAUUAAUACCAAAUAUAACACAAAACCAGGAGAGAGCAUGGAAACGCGGAUUCAGCAUUUACAUGUCUACCCGAGCACUCCUUACAUAAUCCACAAAAAUGGUAAUGAUGCAAGGAUUUAAAAUAUAGAUCUGAGUACUGAAGGUUCAACAUUAACAUUUUAAAACAAUUUAAUUUGAACAUUAUAAGUUUUGAUAUUGAGCUCAAGACAAAACAAUCAAUCAAUGCAUAUCACAGUAAAACAGCACACCAUGUCACUGACAAGAUUUCAUCUCAGCAAUAGGAUCCAGAAGUGUACCUUAAUAAAUCAGAACUGCACAAUCAGGGAGUUUAAAUUCUACAGUUAAACAGGAAAAAGUAUUAAACCUGAGUAGUGAUGUCACUUUGUGUAUAGCUGGAUGUAAGAGAGUGUGAAAGAUGAGUAUAUAAACACCACUGAGUUCUAGAAAAACGGGUCCAUUAAAUCUGUAUAAAAUCUCACCUUCAAAUGCAUGAAGUCUUAAAUUAUGAAGUAUUAAAUUAUGUGAUUCCAGUA